Messenger RNA from Brienomyrus brachyistius, 1707 nucleotides. RefSeq names its product S100 calcium binding protein A10b (gene s100a10b). The coding region runs from base 1327 to 1632 and encodes 101 amino acids. The record is from RefSeq and is a predicted model, not a curated record. Gene Ontology annotation, cellular component: cytoplasm. Lineage: Eukaryota; Metazoa; Chordata; Actinopteri; Osteoglossiformes; Mormyridae. Gene Ontology annotation, molecular function: calcium ion binding. The transcript is spliced from 3 exons.
AGAGUAAGUAUUAAUCAGCGAGUAUGGACACACCUCAGGGGCUUAGAUGUAGGUAUGGAAGGUGAGGUUGUAUCCCUACCAAUGAUUUGGGAGCGCCAUGUGUGUUUAGGGCAGGGGGGAUUGCAGCUGAUUUGGUCCCUAUACCAAUGUUGAAACCAAAUCUAUGCCUUUAACUCACCAACUCAUUCUUUGAAGAGUAUUGACCUUAGUUAGCAGUAUUACUAUGUUAAAAUAUAAGGUGUCCCAAUAGCACCAGUGACCAAUGUGAUAAAUGUAUUUUUAAAAUAGAUAUAUUUUUUAAUGUAGUGCAAUGUUAAUGAUGUAUGUAGUAAAAUUGAACUCUUUCAUACAAUUUCAUAAGUUAUACCUUUUAAAAACUUUGUUUUACGUUGCAAAUGGUUUUGCAAAUGUUGAAAUUUGGCUGUAGCAAGUUGUUUUGCAGGUUUAGAGCAACUUUGAAACAUGAUAGAAAUAGAAAAAUUAAGCAAAUGGCACAGGAAUCAUGCAUUAACUGUGUGACUCGGAACUGUGCUUAAUAUUAUAGGCAUGUUUUUAAACCGGGGCGGCAUGGUGGUGCAGUGGUUAGCACUGUGGUUAGCACUCACACCUCUGAGACCCGGGUUCAAGUCUCCGGCUGGCUCACAUGUGUGUAGAGUUUGCAUGUUCUCCCCAUGUCAUCGUGGGGUUUCCUUUGGGUACUCCAGUUUCCCUCCCACAGUCCAAAAACAUGCUGAGGCUAAUUGGACUUGCUAAAUUGUCCGUAGGUGCGUGUUUGUGAGUGAAUGGUGUGUGAGUGUGCCCUGCAAUGGGCUGGCCCCCCAUCCUGGGUUGUUCCCUGCCUCAUGCCCAUUGCUUCCAGGAUAGGCUCCGGACCCCCCACGACCCAGUAGGAUAAGCGGUUUGGAAAAUGGAUGGAUGGAUGGAUGGAUAUAUAUUCGAUGUUCUUUAAUAAAAAGUGCUUAAUCAUAUACAGCCUAGCAUUACAUUUUAUAGGCCUAUAAUUAAGAAAACCAUCUCUUUUAUUCACUCAGACUGCUUUAUUCUGUUUGGUGUGCCCUCGCAGGCACAUUUUUAUUUAAUAAAUCCACAGGCCUGGGUAUUAUUCCAGCAGUAAAAGCAAAAAUAUUAAUUAAACAUGUGCAAGACCACUGCUCAUGCACCACGAUCCCCCAGCCCUCUCACACACCCAUCUUCCUCUGACGCUCCCUCUCAGUCAUGUACUUGGGCGUUGCCUGUUAUAAAUUCUCAGUACAAUUCACUACUUAGGGUCCAUUUUUUACUUUCUUAGGCUAAUCCAACUGUUGGGGUGCUUCUUAGCCUGUAGCCAUGCCAAGUGACCUGGAGAGAGCCAUGGAGAUGCUGGUCACCGUCUUUUACCGUUACUCCAAGAAAACAGGCAACAGCAACACUCUUUCACGCUCUGAAUUCAAGCAGCUGAUGGAGACUGAGCUAUCUACCUUCCUGAAGGCACAGAGGGACCCCAAUGUCGUGGAUAGCAUUAGGAAUGACCUGGAUGCCAACGGGGAUGGAGAGCUGCACUUCGAGGAGUUUGUGUCCCUGGUGGUGGGCCUGUCUGUGGCAUGUGAGCAGUUCUACCAGCUGCACGAGAAGCGAGGGCAGUGCAGGAAGUGAGCACAUUGUGGUUGGAAGGCUUGGUGUUGAUAGUCAUUCUAUAAAAACUCUAAUAAACACUGACCUUCAAACACA